Aspergillus mulundensis is the source of this 1677-nucleotide messenger RNA. Its product is annotated as autophagy-related protein 17. The transcript has a single exon. The record is from RefSeq and is a predicted model, not a curated record. Lineage: Eukaryota; Fungi; Ascomycota; Eurotiomycetes; Eurotiales; Aspergillaceae. Gene Ontology annotation, biological process: piecemeal microautophagy of the nucleus; activation of protein kinase activity; autophagy of peroxisome. Gene Ontology annotation, cellular component: Atg1/ULK1 kinase complex; phagophore assembly site. Gene Ontology annotation, molecular function: protein kinase activator activity; molecular adaptor activity. Bases 1 to 1677 code for a protein of 558 amino acids.
AUGUCAGCAUUAGACUCCUCAGCGUCAAGCGGCGCACUUCCUGCUCAGCGGCAGGUGCAGCACGAGACUAGCCCGCCUACGUUGGAAACAUUGAUCUCCCAUCUCGUCGCAGCAAAGAGGUCAUUAUCAUCCAUAAACCAUGUAUGGCGCGCAAAUGAGAUUGUUACGGCUGCCCGCUUGACACUGGAAGACAGCGUCGUGGUAUCCGCACGCACAGGUUUUCUACGUGGCGGCCUCAACAACCAGCUCAGGUUGCUAUACAACGUCCGAGCCGAGGUAGAAGAAAUAUCACUCAGGGGUCGCUCGGAAUUUGCAGGAGCCCUGAAGAGCCUUGAUGCAGCGGACGCGCGGCUCAGAAAGACGCUUGGCUUGCUCCGCGAGACAAUCGUGCAUGCUUCGUUUCGGCCAGAGGGGGAACAGCCAAAGAGUCUGCAUGAUUUUGUGGAUGAACGUGGUGUGGAGGAGCUGCAUUCGACGCUGAAAAACUCGAUCGAUCGUACCAAUACCGCGCAGGCGGAGCUUGACUCUUCGAAUCAUGCCUUUGAUGACGAGCUGCAGUCUAUCAAACAGGCGUUGGGCACGUACCGGGCGACGACAAAGCUAGCCUCUUCCCGGGGAUCAGUGUCUUCAUCAGGCUCCCAGUCAGGGUCUAGCUCCAGUUUAUCGUCCCUAUCUUCCAUGCCGUCAAUGGUACAUUCGCUUGAAAUGCACGCGCAAGAAAUGGCCAACCUCUUAGAAUCGCUAGUCCGCCAUUUUGAUCUCUGCGUCACGGCAGUGAAACACACCGAAGGCGGCGGAGCAGCCGCCCAAUCCAUCACGGGCGACAUGCCAGCCGAAGUAAUGGGCAGCCAUCCUGGUCCAGGCCCAAACAUCGAGGAAGAUAUCAACGCAAACCUAAACGCCCCACUCGACCCCCUCAGUGACUCGGAGUAUCGGGAAAUGGUCAAUGUCAUCAUCAAUGACGCCGCCGAGGCCGAGGAUGUCGUGAUGGAGAUCCAAGACCGUAUCGGCGAAAUGGAAUCUGUUCUGGAGACCCUGACAGUCCAACGGGAUUCCUUCGCCGCAAUCUACAACGCUACAAAAGAGGUAUUCGCUCACUUAUCAUCCCUCGCUUCAACCCGUUUACCGGGGUACAUUGCACAAGCGCAUGCCUUCACCGCCGUCUGGAACGACGAGCACGACCGGAUCAAAAGCGGGCUAGCGGACCUCUCGGAUCUCAGUUCAUUAUACGACGGGUUUCUGGAUGCGUACGACGGGCUAAUUAUUGAGGUUGCAAGACGGAGACAUGUGCGUCACCGCGUUGAGAAAAUCCUCCGUGACGCGCGGAAUAAACUUGACGUGCUGUACGAAGAGGAUGUCCAUGCCCGCGAGACGUUCCGCGUUGAGCAAGGCGAUUUUCUCCCGUCUGACAUUUGGCCGGGGUUAAGCCGGGAGCCGAUGCGCGUUGAGUUUUGUCGUAUCUCCGGCGGUUUGUUGAAAGGCGUGCUCGAUUCAGACCAGGGUCAAGGUCCCCAACCAGAUAAGGGCGGGCAGGAUCAGCCGGAGCCCAGCCAUACCCAUGGGGAUACUAGUUCCAGUUCCGGUGAAGUUAUCCCUGAUCUACCUAAAUCACUUGUUGAGCAGGCGCUUGCUCGGUUGAAGAGCAAGAGGCAGAGCGUACUUGGCCAGCAGGCCUAG